AUGGAAAUGAUGUUAUCAGAACAGGUCAGAGACCUCAUUCAGGUCUCAGUAACACCAGCCUGCUCUGCCAAGGAGGGUCUCUGGCUCGACCCCAGCCUCUCGGCUGUGUGGUGCCUGUGUGAAAGGACCCUCAAACCGCCCUUAACCAGCCAGCUGUUUGGAACAAUAGUCUGGAUUUUGGUAGCUUCUACCCGAGUUCCACUGGCGUUGCUGCAGGGAUGGGUAAUGUUUGUAGCAGUGACUGCAUGGUUCCUGUCCAUUGUGUUCCUCUGUGUGUUCCUCUUCGGUUAUGCAAAUAGAAUAGCUGUCAACUGGAACCAGAUGGAUUUUCUUUUCCAUGGGUCUACUUUUGUCUUUUAUUUUGGAGCUUUUCUACUGCAAGCAGCAACUACAUCUCUGCAUCACUUUCCCUGCAUAUUCAAUUCCACCACACAAGAGAAGAUUGUAACUGAUCAUGAAUAUAACAUAAGCAUAGCAGCCUCGAUUUUUGCCUUUGCAACAGCCGUUUGUUAUGGUUGCAGCACAGCCCUGGCAUUAAGGAGAUGGAGGCUAUAG
Molecule: messenger RNA, 555 nt
Organism: Egretta garzetta (little egret)
Lineage: Eukaryota; Metazoa; Chordata; Aves; Pelecaniformes; Ardeidae
Gene: MAL2
Product: mal, T cell differentiation protein 2
Exons: 4
Coding region: 1-555 (184 amino acids)
Biological process (GO): myelination
Cellular component (GO): membrane
Molecular function (GO): structural constituent of myelin sheath
Source: RefSeq, a predicted model, not a curated record